This is a messenger RNA of Cydia pomonella (codling moth), 4588 nucleotides long. RefSeq names its product inositol polyphosphate multikinase (gene Ipk2). Gene Ontology annotation, biological process: inositol phosphate biosynthetic process. Gene Ontology annotation, molecular function: inositol-1,4,5-trisphosphate 3-kinase activity; inositol tetrakisphosphate kinase activity. Bases 814 to 2004 code for a protein of 396 amino acids. Gene Ontology annotation, cellular component: cytoplasm; nucleus. The record is from RefSeq and is a predicted model, not a curated record. Lineage: Eukaryota; Metazoa; Arthropoda; Insecta; Lepidoptera; Tortricidae. The transcript is spliced from 7 exons.
AUUGCAACUGCAUAAUUUCUUUGACUUCAAUUCAAUUUAUUUGAUUUCCGAAAGAUACUAUUAGGUUUUGGUACGUUGUAACAUUUUUCGCUUGAUAUGGUAUUUAUAACCCGCCAACGCAAAAAAAGGUGGCAUCGUAGGUCUCAAACAGAUGGACCGAUUUCGAUGCGGUUUUCUUACAUGAAAGCGAGUUUCCUUGCGGUGGUUCUUUGCUUAGUUCUAUGUUUGAUAAAUAUCGAUCCGUAUCAGCUCUUUUCCAAAAUGAUGUAACGCAUUUUUGGCAUAAUGCGUAAGGAGGUUUUUAAUUUUUUUAAUAGUUAUUAUUGGUCUCCAGACAAAUAGAAGUUAGUAGUAGAUAGCUUAGUCACUGUUGGACAUCCUAAAUAUCGUUGGGCGGAUAGAGUGGAGGCAGAUCUCCGUGAGCUCGGCGUCAGCGAAAGCUGGCGCGAGUCCGCUCUGGACCGAGCAAAGUGGCGUGCUCUUAUGUUGGAGGCCAAGACUCAUUUUGGGUCAUCGCGCCAGCCAAGUAAGCAAAGUCCAGAUAAAUGGGUGAUGCCACGACCAAGCCCCAAACGCUGCGGCGCGUCCGAUCCAUAUACCAAGUCCACUACGGACUACCGAAGAUCGAACGGGAAACAGCUAGACCAUUCGUCAUGCCGUUCGACUCAGUGGAGAUACAGGCGUAUGAGAAACAAGUCGCCGGGCAUAGGGAGAGCUCGGAUACAAGGUUUCUAGGUACGUAUCAUCGCGCACACUACCAAAGUACACUACGGACUACCGAAGAUCAAACGGGAAACAGCCAGACCAUUCGUCAUGCCGUUCGACUCAGUGGAGAUACAGGCGUAUGAGAAACAAGUCGCCGGGCAUAGGGAGAGCUCGGAUACAAGGUUUCUAGGCCUCCUCCAAUGCAACAACGGCACCAUCCUCAAGCCCAUCAUCAAGGAAUGCCAGCGGCGAGAGAUAGACUUCUACCAAAGACUGUCCACAACGAAAGACCCCGAUCUGAUAGAGCUGGGUACUUUGGUACCGAAGUAUUAUGGCUGCCGGCGGUUCACGUACAAUACUCAUGAGCAGGAGUAUAUUAUAUUGGAAGAUGUGGUGCAGAGGAUGCUGGAACCUUGUAUUAUGGAUGUCAAAAUUGGCAGAAGAACCUGGGACCACCUAGCCUCAGAGGAGAAAAUCCAGAAGGAACAAAGCAAAUACAAGCUGUGUAAAGAGGAAUACGGGUUCUGCAUACCCGGGUUCCAAGUGUACCGGCUGUCGACUGGCAAACUGCUCAAAUACAACAAGGAAUAUGGGAAGAGAUUACACGGACAGGCGGUGAAAGAUGCUAUCCGUAACUUUUUAAACGGCGUCGGCACCAGCCUCUGCCGCGCGCUCAUUCUCCAGUUCCUCACAACAUUAUGGAAGAUACAAAAAUGGGCCUCAAGACAGACCUCAGUCAAGAUAUAUUCAUGUUCGUUGCUACUCGCGUACGAUGCUGCCAAGCUGAGAGACUGCUGCGGAGAGGGGGACGUACUAACGCCUCGACCGAAAUGCCGCUCCGAGUCUGUGGGCCGCCGCAAGUCCAUACACUCCAUGCACAGCGACUCCGGCUCCAAUUUCAGCGGUCAGAUCUCUUCCAAGGGACCUGUCUAUAAAAAGGUUAACUCCGUACCUCUAACCUCAAUGCAACUGGCGCAGCGAAGCUUCUCUCCCCCACCGACCGUCACCUCCCCCUGGAGCGAAGCGCUCGAAAAGAUCAACCACAAUCACUCCUUCGACCACAACUACGAAGACAAACUGUCCAAAAUCAGGAUGAACUACAGAGCGAUCUUAGACCAACUGUCCAGUGAUUCGCCAAACCCUGCUCAAUGGGGGACGGUUAAAAUAAUAGAUUUUGCGCAUGCGUUCUUUAAUGAAGAAGAUGAGAUGGCGGUGGAUGAGAAUUUUAGGGAUGGGAUAGACAGUUUUGUGGAGAUUUUUGAGGCGUUUUUAAAAGAGACUGAUGAUCAAGUGUUUUAAGCUUUCAUGUCAUGUGGUGGUCAAAGAUCGUGCGUUCAAUUAACACCGCGUGCUGUAUAGAGGAGAAAAAGUCCGUGAUGUAUAGAGAAACAAAAAUCGUUCUCGAAAAAAUGUAGAAAGAAAGAAGAAAAGAAAAAAUCGAUUAGGAUCCUUAUCCUUAGGAGACGAUUAUGAUGCUAUGUGUACCGUGGGCUGGUAUCUUAAAGGUGUAUUCUUGACCGCAUUUAGAGACUAAAAUGUCAUACAAAGUCUUCUGUAGGGCUAAGAUGGCUGGCUCUUUAUCAUUUGUCACCAUGCCUGUCACGUUCUAACAAGUAUAUAAGCGCGAAAGUGACGGGCAUAGUGACUAGUGAUAAAAAUGGAACCAUGCUGCCACCGCUGAAAUGACAAGACACGAGUUGCGAAUUACCUAUUCGCACAUGUAUCGUACAACGUUUUACAGUACAAAUGGCCCUUUAAAUGUUCGACAUAGUAACGUAAUAUGCUAAUUUUCGCACUAGUGCGGUAAAGUAGCACAAUAUGUACUGUAAACGCCUUUUUGGCUGCGACAUCGACACUGCAAUUAUGAGACUUGGUUUAGACAUACCUACUGACAGACAUUAAAGUUUUAAAGGAAAAUUCGCAAAGAAAACGCAAAAAAGUUUUUGUUCUGAAUUUCAGAAAACUCAUAACAUUUUUUGCUCCUUAUGACCUCAGGAAUGCGUGGCUAAAAUCUGUCGGGUUUUACCAGCCCACGGUGUAUAAGUGAUAAGACUCUUAUCUUCUGAUAUAUAUCUUAUCUUAUGAUAAAGACACCUGAAUCCUUUCACCACAAUUACGAAAACAAACUAUAAAAGUUUAGAAUAAACUAUACAUUAUGGAAGGUAGAGGUAAGGAACAGAAUCUCCUUAGGCAGAACUGUUGCAAGUGUCCAGCUGUCAGCUAUAAAUAAUAGUUCCAAAUCUCUCCAGAGUAGCGCUAGAGUAGCUAAGAACCUAGGCGUUAUUGACGGAGUGAAGUGCGCUGUGUAUAAUUAGAUUUUGUUCUCAAGUAUUCUAGGUAUUGUAGUUGUAGCGCCACCUAUUUAUGGUUUUUUGUCGGGACACUUUUUGGUAUAUGGAGAUUCUGGUCCUUGCCUCUGCCUUCCAUACUAUAGAUAGAGCCAUCUGAGAUCACCUGUCCAAAAUGGUCCAACCCUAUCCAAAAUGGUCAUAAUGGACUGUCCUAAAGGAUUUUCAGCGUUAUAUUUUAAUGUCAUAAAUAGUCAUGACUAAAUUGAUAUCAAAAUAUUUGAAAGUCGUGAUAAACUGUAGAGUUGUUAACUCUUGUGAGUGUAUAUUCUGUAUCUUUAGGUAUUUAAAUAAAAGUAAACAAAAUCUACUCUCAAAUGGUUCCUUAAGCCAGUUGAGGGUAGAUGAAAACAUUACAUGAUCAAAUACUGUAGGUUAAAGUCAGGUCGUACUGUGACAGAUCCAGGCGGUUUUGUAUUUGGUUGGUUAACCAAUAAAUGUUAUAACUACCCGAAAAUGUAUAAAUUGUUUGUUUACUUUUAUUUGAAUACCUUAAGAUGCAGAGUUAUAAUGUGAAGUGGUUCGAAAUUAAGAUACGUCAAACAUUUGCUAAAGAUACGAUAUGGAUUGGAUGUCAGUUCCAAAAGUGACGUUUUUAUUUGAAGAAACGUCACUUUUGAUACUGACAUAUCCAAUCGUGAGAGUCAGAAUGGCGGGUGUACCUAAAUAGAAUUAAAUGAAAAGCAUACCAUAUUUUUGUACCUAAUUUGGUAUGCUUUGGUAUUCCAUAAAAAUAUGGUAUGCUUUUCAUUUAUUUUUAUUUAGGCACACCCGCCAUUCUGACUCUCACAUCCAAUCCAUAUCGUAACUUUAUAUUUUUGACGUAAGGUAGAAGUACUAGUGCUCGACGCUGCACUAGUACUCGACAUGGGCACUUUAUGUCAAAGUAACAAGGAUUAAGUUCGAAUACAGAAAAAUCUUCGUUGUUCAAAUUUAACCUAUAUUUCCAUGAAAUAAAGUGCCCAUGUCGAUGACUACUGCAGCGUCGAGCACUAGUACCUUAUAUUAAAGUUCGGGUCGAUAAUCUUAAGCGAGAUUUAGGCUAACAAGAACUUGCAUGCAAUUUUCAAUACAUUGCGGUAACUGAUCAAACUUUAAAAUGCAGUUUAUCUUAUUCAUAGCAAAGAGAAUUUGAAGCUAUGGCGGCAUCGUUUCGAGCGAUUGCGCCAUAACCUUUGGUCUGUGCUCUAUUAGAUGGCGCCACUUUUUGAUAUUCAACAAAUUUAACAUAUCUGUGGAAGAAUAAGGAUCUAAGUCAAAUGGCGUUCUAAAAGUUUUAAUCAUGUGUCGAAAGAUGGCAGUAAAUUAAUAUGGCUACAAAGUUUUCUUUGACAAUCCACCUCUAUUUCCUCGUAGUACCUAGUCGGCAAUGUUACGUAAAUUACACGCAAGUAAGUUAAACCUCGUUAAUUGUUUUUUGUUGUUGCAUGAGGUAGUACUUAAGAGCGUUGUAUUUAAAAUGUUUAAUUGUAAGGUUAUCAAUGUAAAUAAUAACAAAUGUUUCGCUUUCGCAUUAUAAAUAUUUAUUUUCGAAA